Danaus chrysippus (African queen) is the source of this 1374-nucleotide messenger RNA. The record is from the annotation of a GenBank genome assembly. NCBI's taxonomy places the organism in Eukaryota, Metazoa, Arthropoda, Insecta, Lepidoptera, Nymphalidae.
AUGGAUGAAGUGUUUCGAGACCCGGUGACAUUCUCUAAGGGAGUGCGACUACAGGAACUUAUUAAUGGAGAAGCAGAGUUCCACAUUGAUUUGGAUUUUAAGAAAACUCAAAUGGGAUUGAUGGGGACUUGUGAUGAUGACUUGUUCCCAGAUAUGGAGGAAAAUGAUAACGACACAGAUGAUAUGAAAAUCUUAGAAGACUCUAUGGAGGCUGUAGUUCUAUCGUGUCCUGAAUACCACAGCUUUGACGAUUUAUCAUCUAAAAUGAUUGACUGUGUGCCAAGCGGUGAUGUGAAAAUGUUGAUUAUUGAAGAAGGUUCGGGAUGUCUAAUCCCUCAAGAUGCCAUUGUCACAAUACAUUACGCUGCAUACUUUGAAAAGACUACAAUCCCCUUCGAUUCUACUCUUACCAUGAAUAACGGACUACCGUUGAAAAUGCAGUUAGGAAAAGGCCGUUUCAUCCCCGGUUUAGAGAUAGGCCUUACAUGUGUGCGUGGACCGAAGGCCCAUUUUCAAUUGAUGCUGUCUCCGCGGGUGGCGUGGGGCGAGAGGGGAGCCCUACCUCGUAUUAGGCCUGACAGAGCCCUAUUUAUUAUCCAGAUAUAUGAUGUCACUGAUGUCUCGGCACCGGCGAGGUUCAAUGACCUCCCUAUGGAGGAACAGAGAAAGUUUCAAGUGACGAUGGAAACGGUGAAAUCAAUACAUUCCCAGGCUAAGGAGCUGUACUCGAAGAAAAAAUACAUCAAAGCAAUAAGAAACUACCAACAAUCGGUCUCCAUACUCAAUAUUUGUAACACAAAAGACGAAAACGAAGAAAAUAGUGUUAAAGAUUUAAAAAUUAAAUCCUACACAAACCUAGCUGUCUGUUAUUAUAAGCUUAGCAAACCCAAAUACGUUCUCAACAUGUGCGAAACUUUAGACUAUCUCACAAAUACUGAUAAGCACUGCAAAAUAUUGUUCUACUACGCCCGAGCAUACGAAAUGCUCAACAAAUACGACCUAGCUAUGACAUAUUAUAAAAAAGCAUUGAAAAUCGAACCCCACAACAAAGAAAUAGGCGACGCGUUGACUAAUUUAGAUAAAUACAACAAAAAUUCCGCUGUAAAAGAGAAAGAAAUAUGGCGGAAUGUAUUCAAAAGUGAUUUAAAUAAGAAAGUACAGUACAACGUUGAUGAGGAUUUUCAAAAUAGCGUCAAUAAUAUGUGUCAAGAAUUGGCGGGAAAAGUUGAGUACUCGAAGUUUGAUUUGCCGAGCGGCCUGACGAAGGACGAGGUCGAAUGUAUCAAGGAUGUGUGUUCGAAAUUCGAAAGUUUGGUUGUCAUGGAAACCGGGGCGGGAAAAAAUGUGUCAAUUGUAAAGAGGUUGUCGAAUUGA